GGUAGUCGGUAGAAGUUCCUUCUUGGACACCGAGAAAGAGCAGCAGAAAUGGUUGUCGGAGGUUUCGGCGGUGUCGAUGGACCUGUCGGCAGCUUCAGUGGUAAGAUCACACUUUCGGUGGUGAUCACCUGCAUCGUUGCUGCUUCAAGCGGCCUCAUAUUUGGCUAUGACAUUGGAAUUUCAGGGGGUGUGACAACUAUGCAACCAUUUCUUCAGAAAUUUUUCCCAUCGGUUCUAAGGAAAGCAGCAGAGGCUAAAACCAACACGUAUUGCGUGUACGAUAGCCAAGUUUUAACAUCCUUCACUUCUUCCUUGUAUAUUGCUGGUUUGGUUGCAUCACUGUCUGCUAGCCGCCUCACUGCGAAAAUUGGUCGACGAAACACGAUGAUGUUAGGUGGCCUCACCUUCUUUGCCGGUGCUGCUGUUAACGGUGGCGCUGCUAAUGUUGCCAUGCUUAUCAUAGGCCGUAUCUUGCUUGGUUUUGGGGUUGGUUUCACCAAUCAGGCAACUCCUGUAUACCUGUCGGAAGUGGCACCACCAAAAUGGAGAGGAGCAUUCAACACAGGCUUCCAAUUCUUCAUAGGCAUAGGGGUGUUGGCAGCCAACUGCAUAAACUUCGUCACUGCUAAACGAAGUUGGGGCUGGCGCCUCUCUCUGGGUCUGGCCGUAGUACCCGCUGUCAUCAUGACAAUGGGCGCACUUUUCAUUUCGGACACUCCCAGCAGCCUAAUACAACGAGGCAAAAUGGAACAUGCCCGACAUUCUCUUCGAAAAGUCCGAGGGAAAGAUUGUGAUGUGGAACCAGAGCUAGCUGAGCUUAAAAUGGCCAGUGGCAUAGCCAAAGAGGCUAAUCAAGAACCAUUUGUGACAAUAUUUGAGAGGCAAUAUAGGCCUCACCUGGUUAUGUCAAUUGCCAUACCAUUUUUCCAACAACUUACAGGGAUUAACAUCAUUGCAUUCUAUGCACCGGUUCUAUUCCAAUCAGUUGGUUUUGGAAAUGAUUCAGCUUUGAUAGCGGCUAUCAUAUUGGGCUCAGUUAAUCUUGCAUCAAUUGUAGUUUCAGCCGGUGUAGUCGAUCAGUUUGGUCGGAAGUUUUUGUUCAUGGAAGGUGGAAUCCAAAUGUUUGUCUCUCAGGUUGGGGUGGCAGUGGUGCUAGCAGUUACAACGGGUGUUUCGGGCACAAAGGAAAUCAGCAAGGGAUACGCCAUACUGGUACUGGUUCUAAUGUGCAUGUACGCAGCUGGAUUCGGUUGGUCUUGGGGUCCUCUCAGUUGGCUGGUUCCAAGUGAAAUAUUCCCAAUCAAAAUUCGACCCACGGGUCAAAGCAUCAGCGUCGCUGUCAACUUCGCCACCACCUUUGUGCUUUCCCAAACCUUCUUGACCAUGCUUUGCCACUUCAAAUAUGGGACCUUCUUGUUCUACGCCGCGUGGAACGCCUUGAUGACCAUUUUCGUUGUCCUCUUCUUGCCCGAAACCAAAGGCAUUCCUCUCGACUGCAUGAAUUCUGUUUGGGAGAAGCACUGGUAUUGGCGUCGGUUUGUUACUGGUUAACGACUUAAUACCAACAUUAUUUAUAACCAUGUUGAUUAUCACAAAUCAGAUUACCACUUUAAAGAAGAAGAAAAACUUGAUGCCAACAUCUUUUCCA
Hibiscus syriacus is the source of this 1648-nucleotide messenger RNA. Its product is annotated as sugar transport protein 5. Gene Ontology annotation, biological process: monosaccharide transmembrane transport. Gene Ontology annotation, cellular component: membrane. Lineage: Eukaryota; Viridiplantae; Streptophyta; Magnoliopsida; Malvales; Malvaceae. The coding region runs from base 49 to 1551 and encodes 500 amino acids. Gene Ontology annotation, molecular function: monosaccharide transmembrane transporter activity. The transcript is spliced from 4 exons. The record is from RefSeq and is a predicted model, not a curated record.